AUCAGCUGAUCCUCCGUAGACAUCUUUCCGAGUCACGACUGCAGCGAUUAAUUCAUACCUCUUCGUCUAUCAAUUUCGGGCCCCAACAGCUGCGACCAUGGCGCUCAGCGAUGCCGACGUUCAGAAGCAGAUCAAGCACAUGAUGGCCUUCAUUGAACAGGAGGCCAAUGAGAAGGCAGAAGAAAUUGACGCAAAGGCCGAGGAGGAGUUCAACAUCGAGAAAGGCCGGCUGGUCCAAACCCAGAGGCUGAAGAUCAUGGAGUACUACGAGAAGAAGGAGAAGCAGAUCGAACAGCAGAAGAAAAUUCGAAUGUCAAAUCUGAUGAACCAGGCCCGACUGAAGGUGCUGAAGGCCCGGGAUGACAUGAUCUCGGAAAUGCUGAGCGAGGCCCGCCAGCGGCUCGGGAACAUCGCAAAGGAUCCAGCCAGGUAUUCGGCGCUGCUGGACGGCUUGAUCCUACAGGGAUUAUACCAGCUCCUGGAGAGCAAAGUGACUAUUCGCUGCCGUAAACAGGACUUUCAGAUGAUACAGGCCUCCAUCCAGAGGAAUGUUCCUAUCUAUAAAAUGGCCGUGAAGAUCAACAUGGAGGCCCGCAUCGACCAGGACAACGUCCUCUCCCCCGACAUCUCUGGAGGAGUUGAGAUCUUUAACGGCAACGGGAAGAUCAAGGUGGCCAACACCCUGGAGAGCCGACUGGAUCUCAUGGCUCAGCAGAUGAUGCCUGCAAUCCGAAUGUCUCUCUUCGGCGCCAACCCGAACCGCAAGUUCUUGGACUAAAGACCCCCCCUCCCCCCCGUACAUAUUGGAGGAAAAACAAACCUCCUUUGUAUUUUUUUAUUUUGCCACAUGAAGUCAUUCCUCCUCCGUCUGUGAAACGAAUUAUCCGAUGCGAAAAAGAGACGCGUCGUCAUCGUCGUGUGAUGUGUUGCUGUAUAUUUCUGUGCAUUAAGGGACGUUACAGAUGUGCAUUGUGGGUACUGCAGUUUACUCCGCUGCCCCCCCCCCCCCCUUUUCAGGGUCUCGGUUUACACUGAUUAUUCGGGGCUGACGGGAUGUUGUGAUUGGCUGGAUGCAUCCACGGCGCGCCACGCUUUCAUUAGACCUCCGCCCUCGGGUUUGGGGGCGCUGUGUUGCUAUUGGCCGCCUGCGCCAACCAAUUAACAGAGAAGAUGAGAGGUAUCCGUGAAUCGUAACCGAAGCCCGUACAUGACCUUUACAGAGUUUAAUUUAUUGCUGUGCGUUAUUCUGUCAUGAAUUAAAAACGAGUGGGUGACAUCAUUCCAGAGUAUGUAUAUGAGUUUUUCAGAUUAAAUUAUACGUAUGUUAUUGUAUUUUUUGGUUUUUUCGUUCUUUGUGUCUUAAACUGAUGAGAUGUGAUAUUGUGGGAAAAUGUAAAACGCAUUAAAGUAUAAAUCAUUAGUA
Messenger RNA from Pseudoliparis swirei, 1423 nucleotides. It is a transcript of the gene atp6v1e1b, whose product is annotated as ATPase H+ transporting V1 subunit E1b. The record is from RefSeq and is a predicted model, not a curated record. The transcript is spliced from 10 exons. Bases 98 to 778 code for a protein of 226 amino acids. Gene Ontology annotation, biological process: proton transmembrane transport. NCBI's taxonomy places the organism in Eukaryota, Metazoa, Chordata, Actinopteri, Perciformes, Liparidae. Gene Ontology annotation, molecular function: proton-transporting ATPase activity, rotational mechanism. Gene Ontology annotation, cellular component: proton-transporting two-sector ATPase complex, catalytic domain.